Molecule: messenger RNA, 834 nt
Organism: Microthlaspi erraticum
Lineage: Eukaryota; Viridiplantae; Streptophyta; Magnoliopsida; Brassicales; Brassicaceae
Source: the annotation of a GenBank genome assembly
AUGGAUAAGGGGGAAGCAACAAAGCAAGCCGUGAACAUAGUCUUGGUAGGUCGUACAGGGAAUGGGAAAAGCGCCACGGGGAACAGCAUCAUUGGACAAAAAGUAUUUGAGUCAGAAGAAGCACAUGCAACAAAAUGUCAGAAGCAUGAAGCUGUCAAAGGAGAUGAUCACACCAUCAACGUGAUUGACACUCCAGCGGAAGGAGGGAUUCACGCUGUGGUCUUGGUUCUAUCUGCAAGGACUCAGAUUACGGAAGAGGAAGAGAGCACACUUGGAAUCUUGCAUGCUCUCUUUGGGAGUGAAAUCGCUGCUUAUGUUAUCGUCGUUUUCACCGGCGGUGAUGUGCUGGGAGAGAAGGGUGUGACACUAGAAGAGUUCUUGGUUGGAGAAGAUUGUCCUCCCUUCGUAGAGGAAGUUUUGAACAUGUCUGGUAACCGAAUGGUUCUGUUCGACAACAAAACAAAUGAUGAAAGCAAGAAGGCUGAGCAAGUCAAUAAGCUUCUCUCUCUAGUAGAUGAAAUCAAAAAGAACAACCAUGGACAGUCAUAUACAGAUGACAUGCACAAUGAGAUAAACGAACAUACCGACAAACUAAGCAAGGAGCUUGAGGAGAUUGAAUCAAAAGAGCAUCCAGCUGAUUUGGAAUCAGAGUUGAAAAAUAAGUUGCAUGCAUCGUUUGAAGAGAGUAUGACGCUUAUGUCUAACGAGGUGGAGAAGAAGCUGAAAGCUGCAAAAGAAGAGGGGAAAGUUACGGAAGAAGAAGAAGAGACAGGCCAUGUACGCGCUCAAAAGCUCCGUGCAACAGCAGUUAUUCGUUUGUGCAACAUCCUGUGA